Molecule: messenger RNA, 906 nt
Organism: Cryptococcus wingfieldii CBS 7118
Lineage: Eukaryota; Fungi; Basidiomycota; Tremellomycetes; Tremellales; Cryptococcaceae
Exons: 2
Coding region: 1-906 (301 amino acids)
Biological process (GO): exon-exon junction complex disassembly
Cellular component (GO): cytoplasm; exon-exon junction complex
Molecular function (GO): RNA binding
Source: RefSeq, a predicted model, not a curated record
AUGGCCACCCCGCGCCGCAACGCAUCUGGCAUCAUCCUCGAUCCCAGCACCUCCCAACGAGUCAUCCCCCAGUCCAGGCGCCCCGAUGGAACCCUAAGAAAAGAACAGAAAGUGCGACCUGGCUGGACACCGCAAGAAGACGUUGGCCUUUUCCGUUCCGCCCGCAGAGCUGCUAGAGAUCCCAGCUACGCCGCUGCCAAUACCCAGCUCAAUACCCGCGCAUCCAUCCCCGGGUCACGUCCACCUCCCUCCCGCACACAGACUCCUACACCAACAGGCAAGGAUACAGACGAAGACGAUUUGAUUAAAGCCAUGUCGAACGUCAAAUUGGAUCAAGGAGGAAAGAAGGAGCAAGUCAAGACGAGUGAAGAGGGGUUCCCGCCUCUGAGAGGGACUGGGGCGCCGAUAGACCCGGUCAAGAAGGAGAACGAGACGGAGAAUGGGUCACCGUCGACUGUUGCUGCUAUCGAGCCCACCCCUCCUGGGCCGUCGAAACCUAGUGACCCAGCGCCCGUCACUUCUCAAAAACCCGACAUCAAGUCACCAUCUCCGCUUGCGACCAAUCAUUCUUCUCCCAGCGAAAACAAGGGGAGCCCGUCCGUCAUUACCGACCGCGCAGCGGAAGUGAAGCGUCCUAGUUCCAGUCAACAGCCACAACGCGUUAGCGGGCAGGCCAAUGGGCAGGUUCCUCAUGGUAACCAGAACCAGGCCAGAAGUGGUUCUGGAGCUGCAUCGGGGUCGUGGCGCUCGAAUUGGCGUCCUUCUCCUCCUGCUCAGCAGCCUGCAGCAGGACAGAGUGAAAAGCACACUGCGGUGCAGGGUGAUGGAUGGGGCGAGGCAAAGGAAGAUAAGGCUGAGAGGAAGGCAGGAGGUGGUCUGGUCGAGGAUAUCAAGAAGCUGGCAUAA